This is a messenger RNA of Lotus japonicus, 3137 nucleotides long. RefSeq lists its product as uncharacterized. The transcript has a single exon. NCBI's taxonomy places the organism in Eukaryota, Viridiplantae, Streptophyta, Magnoliopsida, Fabales, Fabaceae. Bases 893 to 2449 code for a protein of 518 amino acids. The record is from RefSeq and is a predicted model, not a curated record.
GAGUGGAAGUGAAGAAGGUGAGGUCCAAACAAUAACGGUUGGAGAUUCUGACCUUUCACUUGUGCAAGCAAAGCAUAGUAGUAAGCAGUAAGCAGAAGAAGCAGAAGAAGCAGAAGCAAUUUAAGGCAUAGUUUGGAUGUUUCAGUUUUUGGUUUGCCAAAUCUGGUACUCCCCGCAGGCCUAGAGAUCCUCAAAAACCAAACAAACAAACAAACCUCAAAUCCUGGCCGUCCAAAUGAACACCGAAUUGUUCUCAACUGAGUACACGUGCUUCCUAUCAUUCCUUGCAACAACACCCUCUUUGCUUUAACAAACACCACCCUUUUCUUCCAUGCAUGGAAUUCUAGUUCUAAUUCUCCUCCAACUACAACACCACACAACCAUGGUUUGGUUACUUCUUCUAGCACCACUAGCAGCUAUUAGCAACCCCAUUUCUUCAAAAUUUGAUUUUACCUAUUAAAUUUGUUUUCUUAGGGAAUGGAAAUUAAAGGGUAGAGACCCUUCUCUCUGUUCUUGUGCCCUUUUUUUUUUGUUGUUGUUGUGGGUCUGAUCUUGUUGUACUUGUAGCAGAACUGUCACAUCUGAACGCUUUUUGAUUCUCUUCUGUUCUGUUCUGAUCAUCACCUGGUUAAAAACCAAGAAGCUUCGUGAUCUGUUUCUGAACUUGAUCUCAAUUUGUCCCUUUCUUCUCUCUCUCACUCUCUCACACUCUCUCUCAAUCUCGCUCUCUGUCUCUACCCUCUUUAUACUCUGCCUUCAACCGCUUGCUCUGCUUUCAAGGAAUGUGCUUAGUUUUUGUGAGGUAAGUGUUGUGGUUUGCUGAUCUUGAUUUGUUUUGCUGGGUGUAUAAUUGAAUUGAAUCAGAUUCGUAUCAAUCAAUAUCGAUCGAUCAAUGGAGGAGAGGAAGUUUGUGUGCAAGUACUGCAGCAAGAGGUUCCCUUGUGGGAAAUCUCUUGGUGGACACAUCAGGACCCACAUGAUGAGUGAGCAUUCAGCUCAAGCCAAUGAAGCUUCUGCAGAGAGAAGAAGUAAUGCUGCUAUGCUCAAGCUUGAUGCUGCUGAGAGGAAGAGGAAGAGGGAGUCAGGGUAUGGUGGCGGAGGAGGAGGAGGAGGAGAUGACGGCGGCGGCGGAGGAGGUGGUGGUGCUGGUGGGAAUCUCAUGUAUGGGCUGAGGGAGAAUCCCAAGAAAACCACCAGGUUUGUGCAUUCCAAUGCCACUUCCUCGCAAAUGGAGAAGUUCUGCAAAGAAUGUGGGAAAGGUUUUCCAUCAUUGAAAGCUCUAUGUGGUCACAUGGCUUGUCACUCUGAAAAGGACAGAGGAACCAAUCUCAGUGAGAAGCAGAAAUUGGUUAUGGAUACUCAAUCUGAUACUGAAACCUCUGGUCCAACUCAUCCAAGGAGAUCGAAGAGGAUGAGGUUCAACUUCAACAACAACAACAACAACAACAACAACCUCACCAACCACCACCCUUCUUCUUCUCUAGCAAAUGGUUCAUCUUCUGUGUCAGAAGUUGAGCAGGAACAAGAGGAAGUUGCAAGAUGUUUGAUGAUGCUGUCUAAGGAUUCUAGCUACAAGGGUCGUUUUGCUUUGGUUACAGAUUCAUCUGAUAACAAUUCUGUUGUUCUUGAAGCUAAGUCACCUUCUGUUACUUUCAAUUUUGGUAAGAACUUUGUGUCCAAUGCUUAUGAGCUUGUGGAACAGAAGAAGAAGGUGCACAAGGAUACCAAGUUGAAGUCUUCUGCUGAAAUUGGUUAUGAUUCUGAUAAUUCUGAUUCUGGGUAUUUCAGAUAUGGUCCCAAAAAGGUGGACUCAGAUGAAGAAUCAAGUGAUGGGUUUUUCAGGAAUGAAGUUAAGUCCUCUAAAGUUGGAUACUUGUCUGGGUUUGAUGGCUAUGAUGUUGAAUCAAGGAAGAUGAUGAUGCUGAGCAGAGGAAGUAAGAAACUGGUUUUAGAGGAUUUGGACAAUGAACACAGCAAGUUUGGUUCAAGGAAGAGGCUCACCUAUGAUUCUGUUGGUCAAAAGACAGAAGCUUUGGAUCAUGGUGGUGGAAAAGGGUGGAAGAAGAAUCAUGGGUUGUUUACUAAUGAAAGGGACAAUAAUGGGUCUGGCUCUGAAGAUUCUGCAUAUGAGAGUGAUGAAAACAGCACAGACAGUGAUUCUUAUCCUGCUACAAAGCCUCACAAGAACCUGAAUGUGAAGAAAUGCAAUAGCAGCAAGGGGAAGAAGAAAUUGAAGUCAAAGAAAAGCAAGGAACAUGAGUGCCCAAUUUGCAACAAGAUUUUCAGGUCAGGGCAAGCUUUGGGAGGUCACAAAAGAUCCCAUUUUGUUGGAGGUUCUGAAGAGAACACUCUUGUGAUUAGACCAGGUGCUGCUGCAGCUCCUGCUCCUGCUGCUGUUGCUGUUCCUUGCUUAAUUGAUCUUAAUCUUCCUGCUCCUGUUGAUGAAUAGGGAAAUGUUCAUCCUGGUUAUGAAGCAUAAUUUUGAAGUGAAGACUAUUGAGGUAGCUGAAUGAAAAUGUCUGGAAUUCUAAAUUGGUUUUGUCUUUAUGUGAUGAAAGCAAUGACAAUGUACAGACAAGUGGGUAAUUGGUUCUUUUUUUGUUCCUAAAUCCUAAGGUCUUAGAUCCAUUAUUUUGGUAGGAGGUAGCUGUUUUUUCUUUACAUGAGCAUGACAACUUCACUAGUCUCUCAAUUGGAUUUUUUUUCACCUUCCUAUGUUGAAGUAAAGCCAUACUCUUGGAAAUUAUAUUCAUUUGCUGCAAAAGUUUAGUGCUUGUAGCUGGUUCAAUGAGUUUUGUCUUUUGAUGUCAGGGUUUAUUGGCCAAUGUACCUAUGAACCAUGAUAAUCUUGUAGUUAAAUAAUAGUAUUUCAUCUUGAAUCUAGAGUCCAGUUCUCAGUUCCUCUUUUCAUUCUGUGACUUGUCUUAUAGGAGCCGUGUUAUGGAAGAAAGGUCUUGUUUCUCUCUCUCUAAUGGUGAACACUGAACAAUACAUGGCUUUUAGUUACGUGUUGUUCUUAAAUAGUGCCAUGAAAGUGGUUAAAAAAACAAAUUCAUACAUUCUUAUAUCUUGUUUUUAUUCCAUCUCAAUUCCAAUUAUAUAUAUAUAUAUAUAUACAUAUUUUUUAUCACAUCAUA